Molecule: messenger RNA, 696 nt
Organism: Chrysoperla carnea
Lineage: Eukaryota; Metazoa; Arthropoda; Insecta; Neuroptera; Chrysopidae
Gene: edl
Product: transcription factor ETV6
Exons: 3
Coding region: 299-649 (116 amino acids)
Molecular function (GO): sequence-specific DNA binding
Source: RefSeq, a predicted model, not a curated record
ACUUUUAUUUAUCAAUGAACUUACUUCACUGACUGACUGAUAAAUAUAUCCAACAUUUAUUGGCCUACAAAGUUCAGUCUGUUUUACACCUUCCUUCGAGUUUAUCUAACAAAUGUGUGUGAUUUUAUUUUUUGAAUUUUGACUUUUAUUAAAAGUGAUUUUCAAUUUUUGCUUAAUUUUUUUGGAUUAUUUGUGGAUUUCUGUGUUGUUUUAUUUUCGCUGAUCGAAUCUUUAAUUUCAAGUUUUUGUAUUUCCUAUCAAAAUAGGCUACUAUAGUAGUAAAAUAAAGGACGAUAUAAUGCAGACUACAGGAUUAAGAGCAGCAACCGAAUCAUUUCAAGUACCACAUUCACAUUGGGAGUCGUCAAGCAUGAGAUUCCCUAGGUCAAUUCACCAAGAAGAUGAUUCAUAUUUACCUCAAGAUCCUAGACAAUGGUCGAGACAAGAUGUUGCAACAUGGCUAUCAUUUAUAUCACGAACACAUAGUUUAUGCGAUGUACGAAAAGAUCGUUUUUUAAUGAAUGGCAAAGCAUUAUGUUUAAUGUCAUUACAUAUGUUCCUAGCACGUGUUCCUGUUGGUGGCAAGUUACUUUAUAAAGAUUUUCAACUACGUUUAGCACGAGCAAUGUAUGCAAAUGGUGGCGAAUAAAUUUAGGACAUUUAACAAAUUUAUUAAUUACCAACAAAUAUAUUUAA